Messenger RNA from Ostrea edulis (European flat oyster), 1446 nucleotides. Its product is annotated as neuronal acetylcholine receptor subunit beta-2-like. The coding region runs from base 1 to 1446 and encodes 481 amino acids. Gene Ontology annotation, biological process: chemical synaptic transmission; nervous system process; regulation of membrane potential. Gene Ontology annotation, cellular component: membrane; neuron projection; synapse. The transcript has a single exon. The record is from RefSeq and is a predicted model, not a curated record. Gene Ontology annotation, molecular function: neurotransmitter receptor activity; extracellular ligand-gated monoatomic ion channel activity; transmembrane signaling receptor activity. Lineage: Eukaryota; Metazoa; Mollusca; Bivalvia; Ostreida; Ostreidae.
AUGGCAUUUACUAGCUGUUUUGUGAUUUUGAUAAUAAUUUCUUGCUCAUUCACUUUCACUUUAGCCAACAGGACAGCAGUGGAACAGUUGUAUCAAACUUUACUGACGAAUUACAAUCCGUACAUACGACCAAACUCCAACCAGAACCAGCAGACGGUGGCCGUGGCGACCAUGCAUUUGAUCUCCAUUAAUGGCCUGGAUGAACUCUCGGGUACCCUGUCCACAGUGGUGUAUAUUGACAUAACUUGGACAGACUCGAGGAUGGUGUGGAACAAGACGGACUUUGGAAACACUCAGCAGAUUCUUGUUCCACAGAAGUUGGUUUGGAAACCUGACUUGAUUGUCACCAAUCCGGUGAAGCAAGUCCGGAAAAUCGGAUUUGAUGACAUCAUGAUACGCUAUCAAGAUGACGGAGCGGCUCUGUGGUAUACUGGUGACUACAUAGAAACGUCAUGUGACAUUGAUAUCACACACUUUCCGUUCGACCGUCAGUUGUGUAAAAUUGAGAUGAUUCCUUGGAAUUACAGACAUCGCGAGCUCCAACUUUUAAUUUCUCGAAACGACAUUAAUCUUGAAAACUUUACUCAAAAUGGAGAGUGGGUUUUAUAUGGCACAGCCGCUGAAAGAGUCGGAGACGGUCCAUUUGAAUACAUCUAUUUCAAGUUAUAUCUAGAGCGUCGAUCCUCUUUCUUCAUCGUUAACCUUUUCAUUCCAGUUGUGUUGCUGACUCUUCUCAACUGCAUGGUGUUUCUUCUUUCAGCAGAUUCCGGGGAGAGGGUGGGGUACGCCAUCACGUGUCUGCUAUCAAUGACAGUGUAUCUAACUCUAGUGUCGGACACAAUCCCCAAAACUUCAAAACCAAUCUCUGUGUUGUCCUUUGUAUUGAUGAUCCUACUUAUUUUGUCAGCAUUUAUUUGCUUUUUAACCAUUAUUGGUCUCCGAUUUCAUUUUCGAAAAGAAGAGAAGCCUCUACACCCGUGGUUAAUAAAAGUGACCAGAGCUUUAAGAUGUAAAAGGUUCAAGAAAUGUUGCUGGUCUGUUUUCAUCAAAUGUGAUUGUCACCACAGAAGAAUUGAAUCGGCAGAAACUGAACCUGUCAAUUCAAAAUCAAACACCAGGCGAGUCUCAUUGCAAAUAGACAACAACAUGGACAGAUCCAGACGAUACUCACAGCAAGCAGACUAUAACAGACCCGUGGUGGCGUUAGUAGGAAAUUUUGACGAGGGAUCCAAGUCAGGGAUUUAUAAACAGUCUGUCCGAGUUAAUGAGGAUUCUGAAGUUAUCUACGAGGAUUACAAUGAAGUGAAUGCUCCGGAAUAUAACGUGGAAACGUGGAAAACGUUCGCCAAGCUGUUCGACAAAUACUGCUUCUUUUUGUGUGCUAGUACAGUCAUUGUACUGGGAGCUUUGUAUAUCAUGAUCUCUAUCGGGCGUCUGUCCAUGUGA